Gavialis gangeticus (Gharial) is the source of this 5995-nucleotide messenger RNA. It is a transcript of the gene CHRDL1, whose product is annotated as chordin like 1. The coding region runs from base 1788 to 3158 and encodes 456 amino acids. The transcript is spliced from 12 exons. NCBI's taxonomy places the organism in Eukaryota, Metazoa, Chordata, Crocodylia, Gavialidae. The record is from RefSeq and is a predicted model, not a curated record. Gene Ontology annotation, molecular function: protein binding.
AUCAACUCCUCCCUCCCUUGCCCUGCCCCGGGGUUGGAAGGAGCUCGGAGGUAGGAUGGAGGAGGACUCCUGCUCCCUUUGUAACUAGGUUUUGCCCGCAGAAGAGGCCAGAGGUUGUAAGUGUUCCUGCUGCUGCCAGGCCCAGUGAUGCCCUGGGGUUUUGCAUGCUGUGCAGAGACUAAAUGGCAAGGUUUUAAUUUUAAACACCCCAAAAAGUGCAGCUUAGAAAUGGUUCUGUGAGAGACCAACAUGUUCCAGGGGGAAGAAUGGGGAAUCAAACUUUUCCCUUAAAUGACAAUUUCCUAUCCUGCUUCCAAGAAGAACAGUGAACUGCUCUUUUGCUUCUGGGCAGAGGGCGCGCAUUUCGGCUUGUGAACGUUUUCACGUGCACUUUAAAUGAUUUAGGAGUCUCUACAAUACAAACGGGAGGCCGGGCCGUGUGGUUUUCAGUAGCUAGGAUGGAUAGCAUUUGUUACUGUAACGUUAAGUUGUGUUGAGGUAGGGCAAAGAAAUGACAGCAUGGUGAAGAGAGUAAUACACACGUAAAAAGAUCAAAAAUCACCCGUAGUACCAGCGUCACAUUACAGAAACCCGGGUCAGAAAGAACAUUCCUGCCUGGAAACUUUUUAUAAAAAGUAACGUCGAUCCCUAGAUGACUGUAACGUUUACUCUUUAGUUGUUUGAUGUCUAAAAUGGAAAGUCUCUACAAUGACCGUUUGCUCCAGUAUUUUGAGUGUUGUUCCUUUUCUCAGUGCUUGUAUUCCUCUAACAUGUCCUUAUUUUUCUUUAUCUCCAUGUUUAGUAAAUACCGCUGUGUUGAUUGUGUAUCAGCUGAAACCUUGUGAAAUCUUGAUUUGUGAUCUAUUUUUAAUAUACAAGCCAAAGAUCUCAAAUGAAUAGAACUUAUUUCAUAAAGCAGUUUAUAUUAUUGUUUUAACUUUUAAAUACUAAAUUGCUUUGCAGACUUUUACAGAGGUCAGUAUCAAGUCCAAUAUCAAGACUAUUAAAAAAAGACUAGUCUGGUAAAUUCCUUUGAACAGGGGAAGAGUUUUACAUAAGGAAUAAGAAGAAAACACCUUAAUUCCAAGUUGGAUUUUUUUUUUAAAAGCUCCAGAUUUGGUUAAAUACAAUUUGAUCACCUUCUUCUUUUUACUGUAAAGAGCAUUUUAAAACAAACAAUAUAAUUAUGGUUGUAGAAAGUAUGACACCAAUGCAGCUCUCAGAGAAACCUGGGUUUAGUGCCUCUGCUCUUUGUUGAUGGGAUUUGGGUACUAAAGGGCUGGAUAUCAUGUUUAUACUGUAUUUCCAGCUACAACUGCUAAAUGCAAGGGUUAUCAGCAUAGGGUUCAAAGCAGCUGUAAGGGUUAACUCUUCAGAAAUUAAUUGUCCAGAGUCCCCAAAUAACUGAAGUUUAGAAGGUGUGCAUGGGGGAGGAACGAGUUAACUAAUGGUGAAAUCCUGAAUGUACUCGAGUAAAAGAGAAAGCUCCCACUGACUUCAUUGUUGCCCGGGUUUCACACUAAAAGUUAACUGCACAUUGAAGGGUUAACAUAUUGAGUGUAUUCAAUCUUAUGAUGCGACCAGCUAAGGCAUUACAAACAACAUUCAUAUUUCCCUAUUUACAUCCAGAAGAUCUGCUUCUCUUCAAGCGAGAGCUUGCAACUCAACUUGUGAAAAAAGGACCUUAAGAAUUUAGACUGCUUUUCUGCUUUGGAAUUAGAUAAGGGCUACAUAGGAGUUCAAUAUUCUGUACUUUGAAGGAUUUUUCUUCCCUUUUGUUGGCAAAAAUGAAAAAAAAAUGGAGAUUGGAGAACUUUCGAUUUAUCUUGCACACUAUGCUCUGUCUCCUUUUCAUAGAUGGAGGUAAAUUGGAACAAAUAAAACAUUCAGAGACAAACUGUGUGUUUCAAGAUAAGAAGUACCGCGUAGGUGAAAGAUGGCAUCCCUACCUAGAGCCCUAUGGACUCGUUUACUGUGUUAACUGUCUCUGCUCAGAGAAUGGGAACGUACUGUGCAGCAGAAUAAGAUGUCCAAACCUACACUGUCCUACCCCAGUGCAUGUGCCACAACUGUGCUGCCCACGGUGCCCAGAGGAUUCGCUUUUCUCGAUGAGCAGUAAAAUCACUGGGAAGUCCUGCGAGUACAAUGGCACAACCUACCACCAUGGGGAAAUGUUUGUGGCAGAAGGGCUUUUUCAGAACAGACAGCCCAACCAGUGUGCCCAGUGCAGCUGCUCAGAAGGAAAUGUAUACUGUGGCCUGAAGACUUGUCCUAAAUUAACAUGUUCUUUCCCAGUUUCUGUGCCGGAGUCCUGCUGCCCAGUCUGCAGAGCAGAUGGUGAACUCUCUUGGGAGCAUUCUGAUGGGGAUAUCUUCCGCCAACCAGCCAACAGAGAAGCUAGGCACUCAUACCAUCGCUCCCACUAUGACACAUUGCCCAGUUCUGCUCGGCAGGCAGCCAACGUGCCACGAUUUUCUGGUGGCAGGAGUAACCGUGGAGUCCUUCCUGACCCCCAGCAAGCAUCAGGAACUAUAGUACAGAUUGUCAUCAACAACAAGCAUAAGCAUGGACGAGUCUGUGUUUCAAAUGGGAAAACAUACUCACACGGUGAAUCUUGGCAUCCUCAUCUCCGGGCAUUUGGAAUCGUUGAGUGUGUGUUGUGUACCUGCAACAUCACCAAACAAGAAUGUAAGAAAAUUCACUGUCCAGAACAAUACCCCUGCAAAUACCCUCAGAAAAUAGAAGGAAAAUGCUGUAAAGUCUGUCCAGAAGAAAUGCCAAGUCAGAGCUUUGACAGCAAAGAUGAUUUUUGCGGCGAAGAGACACUUCCUGUCUAUGAAUCUGUCUUCAUGGAGGAAGGAGAAACCAUCAGAAAAAUUGCAGCAGAGACAGAAAAUCCUCCUCAAGUAGAAAUACAUGUUUGGACAAUUCGGAAAGGGAUUCUGCGUCACUUUUACAUUGAGAAAAUAUCCAAGAGAGAAUUUGAAGAUCUUCCUUACUUCAAGCAAAUAACCAGGACAACUCCAAGCCAGUGGAAAAUAUUUAGCGAGGGAGAAGCUCAGAUCAGCCAAAUGUGUGAAAUCAGAGUGUGCAGGACUGAGCUGGAGGAUUUGGUAAAGGUUUUGUACCUUGAAAAGUCUGAAAAGGGUCACUGUUAAGGAAGACAAGCACUGGAGAGGGAAACACAAGAAAACUUAUGAAAACUUGGAUCUGCAGCUGGACUGCAGGCUUAUUUUGCUUAAGUCAACAGUUGCCCUAAAAACCCAAACUAUAAUGCAGUAAUUAUUCACAUCAUGCACAGCAAAUUUGCUGCUUUAUGUGUAGUGGUCUGUGUCAACCAUUUAAAUAUCUUCUCAAAAAAGACUAGAAGGCUCUGUAUUAUUGGCAGGGGAAAGGGAGACUUUAGUUUCUUAGAGUUGCAUUUCUUUACAAGUUAAAAAAGAAAACAGAACUUUUUUUAUUUGGGAAGUUGUUCAAGCUAAUGAAAUGAAGGACAUAUAAUAAAUGUGGGGGAGUUAUGGAGAGCAUUAUUUCCUGUGCUGAGUUUAUACUACUUCUGGUGUUGAAAUGACUCAUAUUUUUCUAGCAGGGGGGAAAUAUAAGUGAUACAAUACUUGUUUUUGAGACACAAAAACAGAUUUAAACUAACGAGCUUCUAACCAGUCUACUGCCAUUUGGAUGAUGUCUCGCAGUUGAAGGAACUGAGUACCUAAGUGGAGCAGCAGGUGUUAGUGGGAAUUACUAUAUUUUUGUAGAAAUUUAAGAAAAUGUUCACUUUUAAGUGGUUUUCACUUGGUUCCCGCCACCCACUUCUCCAAGUGAAAAGUGAAAUAUCAGCUCUCUGUUGCAGCCCCAAUGUUGCAUUCUCACAGGCCCUGUUAACACAUAGCCUCAGAUGAUAAACUGCUUUUACAAACUAACAUGGCAGGAGAACACAAAGCACUUGGAUCAUUACUGAAAAUCUCUAGAGGGUUAAAGUCACAGUGAUUAAUGACUUAUUAGAUGUCUUGGAUAUCACAUAAUUUAUUAACAAUAAUUGCCACAAUAACAGUGUUCUGCAUUGUUCUAACAGUGGCUGUUCCAAUCUCAGCAAGCAUAACGUCAAGGGCAAAUCUCUCCAAUGGCAAAAUAAUGAGCACUUUUAUCAAGCCAUUAUGUUACGGCACCUCCAUCAUGACCAUUAUUUUCAUACAAAAAGAAAUCCAGGCUAUUCAGUUGAUCUGUAGUUCACAGGUGAAAGUUAAUUAUAGUAUCUGCAUAAUGUCCUUGAUAAAGGUCAUAUCUGGUUUCAAAGAAAAGUUCUGUAUUAAAAUAUAAAGCCAUGGCUUUGAAAACGUGGCCUCUGAGGAGCCAUAUGAAAUCCCAUUACACCAAUGUGUGGCUCCCAUCUUGAAUUCACUUCCAAGGACCAACUGACUGUGGCUGCAUUAUCUUCGACUUUUUAUUCCAGAAUUAGACGGGAACAUUGCUGUUCAGACACACAUUAAAAACAAAGCCUUAAGGAAGUGGCUUCAGAUCAAGCUUCUGGCUCUCCUGGGAUUGAAGUUCAUAGUAGCAGCCACAAUUUUGUGGUGCUCAUUGUACCUUAAAAAAUCCUGCCAUGCCAUCUGCUCCACCAUGAUUUUCCAGUGAUGGCACUCUAGGUCUCCCUUUGAUUAUGUGCAUGUUAAUAAAAUGUAUUAAGGUGCAUGAUAUUCAGUGCUGAAAGCCACUGACCCAGUUCUGGCUCCAGAAGUACUAAUACAGUUUUUGAAGGAGCUCUGGUCCUAGUUGUGAACUUCUUGCACCUCCCUGUGGCAGCUGCUAUAGUCCUAAGAGGCAGUCAGCUUUUAUGCUCUUCCAGUCGUACCAGUGCUUCUCGCAGUAGCCAGGAGUGCAGGGAAGGCAUUAGCAACAAAGAGCAAAUAGGCAAGUGAGGGGCGCAGAUGGCAAAGUGAAGAGGAGAAACAGGGGGACUAAGUGAAGACAUAAGGAUUUGGGGAAGGAUUUAUACCCAGUGUUUUAUAUACGUGUUCUUCAUAGCACUCCUGGCCCCGUGCCAGGGGGGAGAGCAGAUUUUUAAGAGCACUUUCAUCCCUAUCACAAAACAGUGUGCCAGAAGGGAGCAUCUCUGACAUCCCGCUUUGAUUUGCAAGGACAAAACACUCUCUUUGAUGUCAGUAAAAUCUUAUAGGAUCAGGACAAGGCACUGACACUACUAAGCACACGCAAAGCCCUGACUAUAUCUGGCCAAAAACGAUCCUAUGGCAUUUCUCAUAAAAGAGAUCAUUCCUUGUGCUGGCCAAAUUGGGUAAUAAUAUUCUCCUUCCUUAAAUUCUCUUUUGUGUUUAAAAUGGGUGGGGCGAUCAUUCCUAGUCCUAAAUUGUUUGUGUAAUGUUGCUGUGUCAUAUUAAACAGCUGUAUGUUCCACUUCAGAGACGGUCGCAAUGUAGUUGUGGGAAAAGCAGUUUGUAAAGCACUUUAGGGUCUGUUGGGUUGAAACGUGCUGUAAAAAUGUAAAAGUUUAUUAUAAAUGCUCUAAUAGCGCAUGUAUUAACAUGAACAUUCCUUGGAUGAAGAUACAGCAAAAGACAUCCUAAAGAGCCACAGACAAAAGCUGGGCUAUGUUCGGCUCACCUCUUGGUACAGUGCGUUUGUAGCAGUAGCUAAUGAGCAAAGACUGUUAUGUGGAAAGUGUACACCCUUUGUAUUAUUUGCGCAGGAGACAAACUGCCUUUUGUAUUUGUGACAGAACAGGUGGGGUUCAGAUUGUGUAUUUAUUUGUAUGAUAAACACUUUUUAAGAAAAAAAACAAGUACCAUUUAGUAAAUGAAGUUUUUACAUUUUUACAGUUUCCUCUCACAUAAGACAAUAAAGUCCACAGUGUCAUGGUUUUCAUCCUCUUCACAGGACAUAAGCCCAAUAUGGUACUUAUUUCUGUACUUGCUCUAUCAUUUUGAUCUGAUUUUAUAAAUUAAUAAACUCUAAAGUUGUUAAUAAAAAGAACUUCUCUCAA